CUCUGUGUGUAAAUUAAACAGUUGUUUCAACGGCAGGAGAAGAGAAAUAAAAAGGUACUUGAUUCCACCCCUGCCAUAUUUCCCGGAAUCUUUCUUGGGCGGAGAAAAUUUUGGUUUCUUCUGAAUUCUUGCACAGCUGGAGAAAUCCUUGGUGGGUUAUAUUCUUUGAGUGAAAAAGUAAAGAGGGUAUCUUUUGUUUUUCUUUUUUCGUUUUGAAAGAAAAGCAUGAAGAUCGGAGAAGAUGAUCACGGGCUUGUGUGAGCAUGUGAAGACUGGUGCUUUAUUACAAGUGGCUUUCUGGGGUUUUGACUUUUGAUAAUUUUUAGGUUUUAAGGGAUUAGGGUUUUGUGGAUAGGCGAUUAAAGCAGGUAGGCUUCUAAGAAAUAAUACAAACAAUAAAACAUUAUGGUGGCAAAAGGACGUCAAAAUAAUACAGACUCACCUAGGGUGGAGGUGGGAGAGAUAGACACCAGUGCACCAUUUCAAUCUGUUAAAGAUGCUGUAACUCUCUUUGGUGAGGGUGCUUUGUCUGGGGAGAAACCUGCCAUCAGGAAGGUGAAACCUCAUUCCGCAGAGAGAGUGUUGGCCAAGGAGACACAGCUUCACUUGGCCCAGAAAGAGCUAAACAAGUUAAAGGACCAACUGAAAAAUGCCGAAAAUACCAAGGCCGAAGCAUUUGUUGAACUUGAAAAAGUAAAAAGAACAGUUGAUGAUCUCAACAACAAACUCCAAGUCCUUAAUGAAUCCAAGGAUUCGGCAAUUAAGGCAACAGAAGCUGCGAAGAAUCAGGCAAAGCAGAUUGAGGAAUCAAAUAGUGGCAACCCUGCAGGAUCUGAAGGUGAUAGGGAACAGGACUUAGAAACUGCAAGGGAGAAGUAUAUGACUGUGGCUAAUGAACUGGAUGCUGCAAAGCAAGAAUUGAGGAAAAUUCGUCAGAACUGUGAUGCAACCUUGGAAGCAAAAGUCACUGCCUUCAAUCUCGCGGCUGAAGCAGAAAAUGCUGCAAAAGCAAACAUGGAAAGAGUUAGUGAGCUCUCAAAGGAAAUAUCUGCUGUGCAGGAAUCAAUUGGGCAAGUGAAGCUUGCAACUAUGCAAACACAGCAAGAGCAAGCAAAAGUAUUUACUGACAAGGAUGUUCAGAAGCAAUCAUAUAAAGCGACUUUGGAAGAGUCGGCCAAAAAAUUGAAUGCUUUGAAGAAUCAGUUUGAUCCUGAACUAACCAAAAAUCUUGAAACACAAUUGACUGAAACAAUGAAUGAGGUUGCAGCUCUGCAGAAGCAGAUGGAAAAUGAAAAGGCUUCAGAUUUAGAUUCUGUGAGAACUGUUACUUUGGAGUUGGAUGAUGCAAAGGGGUCUCUGCUGAAAGUAGCAGAUGAGGAAAGCUCCUUGCAUAGCUUGGUGGAGUCUCUUAAGCAGGAGCUUGAGAACGUGAAGAAAGAGCAUUCUGAACUGAAGGAGAAGGAAACUGAAACUGAAUCUCUUGCUGGGAACCUGCAUGUCAAACUCCGUAAAAGUAAGUCUGAGCUUGAAGCAUGCCUUGCGGAGGAAUCUAAAAUAAGAGGUGCUUCUGAAGAAAUGAUCUCAACGCUUAAACAGCUAUCUUUGGAAACAGAAAAUGCAAAACAAGAAGCUGAAGAUAUGAAGAACAGAGCUAAGGAGUUGAGGAAUGAAGCUGAAGCCACCAAAAUUGCGCUUGAAGAAGCAGAGAAGAAGCUGAAAGCUGCUCUGGAAGAAGCUGAAGAAGCAAAAGGAGCAGAGGCAAUGGCCCUUGAUCAGAUUAAGACCUUGUCGGAGAGAGCUCAUGCUGCACGAGCAUCAACUUCUGAGUCUGGUGCUAAAAUAACCAUCUCUAGAGAAGAAUUUGAGUCUCUGAGCCGUAAAGUUGAGGAGUCUGACACAUUAGCAGAAAUGAAAGUGGCUGCUGCCAUAGCCCAGGUGGAAGCUGUGAAGGCUAGUGAAAAUGAGGCCCUGAAGAGGUUAGAGGCAACUCAGAAGGAGAUUGAGGACAUGAAGGCUGCCACUGAAGAGGCUUUAAAGAGGGCAGAAAUGGCUGAAGCAGCCAAGAGGGCAGUUGAGGGAGAGCUCCGGAGGUGGCGUGAACGGGAACAAAAGAAGGCAGCUGAAGCUGCAGCUCGGAUUCUUGCAGAAACAGAGAUGUCAUCACAGGCAUCUCCACACCACUAUCGGGUUCAAAAGCAGAAUUCAUCAGAGAAAAUUAUUGAGGUCCGGAAGAUGGAAAAAGAGAAGACUUCUUUGUCAAAGAAAGCUCUCAUGCCUAGUAUCAGCUUCUUUAAUCGGAAAAAGAACCAAAUUGAAGGCGGGUCACCAUCUUAUCUGCCUGGUGAAAAUCCUGUAUGACAUUUGUGUUUGCCAGACCUUUGUGUGAUUAUGAACGGUUCAGGGAAAAACAUGUUUAAGCCCUUGGUUGUGUGUACAUGUGAGAGACCAGUAGAAUCAAAUUUCUGUUAUUUAGUCCGUUUGAGAGAGAAAAAGAAAUGCCACAAGAUGAGAUUGGUAGCAACUUCCUGAAAGAGUUGAUCUUUAACUACUAAGCUUAUUUGAAUAUGAUCUUCUUUUGUAAGAUUAUGGAAGUGUGAACUUGUAUAUGGAUAUUAGCUUCAUCGAUUGAAAAUUUUCUCCAUUGUUAAGCUUUGUUA
Messenger RNA from Pistacia vera, 2657 nucleotides. RefSeq names its product WEB family protein At5g55860. NCBI's taxonomy places the organism in Eukaryota, Viridiplantae, Streptophyta, Magnoliopsida, Sapindales, Anacardiaceae. The record is from RefSeq and is a predicted model, not a curated record. The coding region runs from base 406 to 2358 and encodes 650 amino acids. The transcript is spliced from 3 exons.